Messenger RNA from Humulus lupulus (European hop), 1340 nucleotides. RefSeq names its product DEAD-box ATP-dependent RNA helicase 39-like. The record is from RefSeq and is a predicted model, not a curated record. The transcript is spliced from 5 exons. Bases 91 to 1086 code for a protein of 331 amino acids. Gene Ontology annotation, molecular function: ATP binding; RNA helicase activity; RNA binding. NCBI's taxonomy places the organism in Eukaryota, Viridiplantae, Streptophyta, Magnoliopsida, Rosales, Cannabaceae.
AAACAUAUAGAAAAAUAUGAAAGAAAAAAUGGAGGAAAGAGACGAAAGAAAGUAGGAAUUUUUUUUUGGCAGAGUUGAGAUUGGAAAGCCAUGAGAAGCACAGCCAGGGCUCUUCUCAAGUUGCCUUGCAACUCCAAACUGUUCCCACGAUCACCACCUAAUGCCAAUGACACUCAUUUUAGGCUCAGGGCUCUUUCUUCUUCUUCCAUCACUACUACAGACAAUGGAAAAGAACCAAAACCCAGAAAAGACUCCCAAAUUCUCGAACAGUUCAGGCUCAGAAAACUCAAGGGCUCCUCUAAAACCCCGCCAACACAAGAAUCUGAUCCUAAUCCGAAAAGGGAAGUUGGGGUUUUGGGUUUUAAGGAGUUGGGGUUGAGUCGGGGGCUGAGUGAAGCUAUGGCCCAUUUGGGUUUUUCGUCUCCUUCAGAGAUUCAAAGUGUUGGGAUUCCUGCAAUCUUGGAUGGGAAGAACGUGGUUCUCUGUUCUCACUCUCAUUCUGUUGAUGCCUUCACGUACUUGGUACCUCUAAUUCAGAAUCUCAGAGGGAAUGCCAAAUUGUCUAGAGAAAAGCCCAAGGGUCCCCGAGCUAUUGUUCUGUGCACCACACAAGAGCAUGCUGAGGAGUGCUUUCAAGCGGCAAAGUUCAUCCUCGAGCAUUCGAAGUCGAAGAAUGCAAUGGAAAAUGAUUCAAUUGGCUUGUUGGCUACCACUCCUGAUGAGGUUCUUCAGUUUAUAGAAGAGGGUAAUGUGACCCUUAAUGAAAUCAAAUACUUGGUCUUCGACGAGGUGGAUGACAUGUUUGAUAACGGUUUAGGUCCUGACAUUAAGAAAAUCUUAAGUCCACUAAAAGAGCUGGUGUCAAAACCUAAUCACCAAGGCCUACAAACUAUUUUGACCACUUCAAUGAUGAUGAAGGUUCUGCAUAAAGAUCUAUCUUCCCUUGUGGAGAAUCUUGAACAAAGUCAUGCCGGGCAAGUUGCUGCGGUGUUGCUUGAGAUAGACCAAACAGAAGCAUUUUGUCUUCUUGAGUCGCCAGAAGCUCUGAAGCAAAAAGUGGUAGAACUGAUUGACUCUCUUAAUUAAAUAAUAUUGGCAUAGUCGUAUCUCCUUGUGCUUAUGCUGAACCACCAAUGGAGGUAAAAUGACCCUGAUUAGUUUGGUUGGACUUGGGAGACCAUUUUGUAGGUUUUGAGAGUUGUCAGUUGUUCAUUGAUUUCUUCGGGUCCUAUUAAGGUGAAAUUUAAGAAAUUAGUUUCUGAUUUUUUUUCGCUUAACAUAUCAUAAUAAUUGUAAAUUAUAAAUGCUAAUUAUUAAUAUAAUUGCAAAAUUAAGUAUAA